Messenger RNA from Marchantia polymorpha subsp. ruderalis, 6846 nucleotides. The record is from the annotation of a GenBank genome assembly. Lineage: Eukaryota; Viridiplantae; Streptophyta; Marchantiopsida; Marchantiales; Marchantiaceae.
CCUGUGCAUACUCACACUCCAGAGGAAGAAGUAAGCUGCUGCUGCUGCUGUUGUUGCUGCUGCUCCCUGUUGGGUGUCCGGCUGAUGCCUCUGCUAGUGCUGUGCUCUCUACUGACUUCACUCCCGACUUCCAUACCCGCUGCUGUUUGUUCUUCUUCUCCCUUUCAACCGACGCAGAGCUCAUCCUUCUCUGCUGCGUGCAAGAAGUAGUGCUGUCGCCACCGCGCGUACUGCAUUUCCUGAAAGGGAAAGGAAUGCCUUUGAGACUUCAGCGUUUGCAGAUUCGAUUCCAGUGGUCCCCUUCCCGAGGGAACGAGGAGCGGAGGAGAGGUCCGGCAGACCGACAGACAGACGGACAGAGAGAGACAGAGAGAGGGAGAGAGCUUGCGAGCGAGCUUGAUUUUGAGAGGAAGAUAGUAUAUUGAAGGAAGAGAAGAGAGUUUGUAAUUUUGUUGUUUCAUAUUUCUGGAGAAGAAACCCGACAGGGUAGGAGAGUUGGCGAGUUUUGUCGGUCAUUGGAAGUGCUGGUAUGGAGAGAUUAAAGCCGAAUCCAAUCUGUCGAUUCGAGUUCGUAAUAAUUUCUUCGCGUGUUGGUUGACACCACUCCUUGGAAGUCAGUUAGCAGUAGGCAGGGGGCACAGGGGAGGCCGGGAGAAAGGGUCGGUGGAAGCGAAUCGAUGGCCAUGAGUUGCUGAUGCUCGUCUGAGGCUUGUCAACGACGGACGAAUGCACUCUUUGGUGUCUCUGUGAGAGCGAGGAUGAUAGGAUUUUGUUGAUUGUACAUGUUGGAUGAAUGUGUUUGAGUCACAGGAUUAGAGCAGCCAUGAGCUGGUGGAAGGAAGGAGAAGCUGGGUACGGUGGCGGAGGAGGAAACGAAUGGAACCAGCAUGGAACUGAGCAAGUAGAUGAUAGCGUUGACAAUAUGCAGCAGAGUAUCAUUCACGUAUGCUGGACUUCCAGGUGAGUGGACUGUGCGUGAGGAUUGGCUCGUCCAAGGGAUAAACAAGUUCAGCACAAUUGCCUGGAGUUGGAUGGCUGUACCUUCGAGGUCACGCUAAGUAGAAGACACACCGGGAUGAGUCAAAUGACGUCGUAGUCGUGCAUCUCUUGGGAUCCAAGGGUGCCCGACGUGGAUUAGAUCAUGCAGACGACACCUGAAGCGCAGCAUCUUUGAGGGGACGAUCCUGGUUAGAAUUUGCGCCCUCUUCCAGAUGAUUCAUUCGCCCGCUUCGACCUCGUUAAGCUGGAAUGUUUGUGCGAGCUCGCUUCGUGUAGGCAGAGGAGCAGAGGCUCGUAUUUGGAAGCUGCCCUCUUGUGCAAGAGUUUUUCGGCAGCUACAGGCGCAUGUUGCCGUGCAGCUAAAAUACAAGGAAUAAACAAGUUGCUUGUGGAUCAGUGUGAUUCUGCGAUUUCAGAAAGGUCGCCCUGGUGGAACCUUCGUAAAUUAUUGGUUAGAAUGGGCCGCUCGUUGUCGAGUUGCUUGGGGAUCUCAUAGCCGGAUGCGAAGGAGCGUUCCACGAUUACAGAUGAAGAGCGUUUUUGAUCUUUAACAUGGCGAAGGUAGCCCCGGACAGGUGGGCCGAGGUAUCAUUGUCGAGGAUUUCCAAUUACAGGUUGAAGGAUGGAGGAUGACGAACCUAUCAGGUUCAUGUUUUUUACCGUGAUGAUGAGGAAAGUCAUGAAGUGUUUACGGCCCUGCAGGGCCCAGUCCGUAGAGAGCGAGAUGACAUGUGCAGGGAUGCACUGGAGAGUCCAGUCACCUUCCAAGGGAGGCAAGGAUUUGGUUCUAGACCAUAUCAUUUUGGACAUGACAGGUGAUUCGGUGCCUUUGGAGCAGAUUACCGAUGAGUCUGUUCAACGCGCUUUCCGGAGGAAAAAGCGUCUCCUUCGCAGAUCAAACACGGUGCUCGUCUCGCGUCUGGCUAUAAUGGCGCUCGUGGCGAUCAUGUUGGUAGUAACUACGCUUCUCACCUGGUACUUCACGUCCACUUACAGUGCCAGGUCUGUGAGGAGCCUUGCCGGCGUUCUUCGUCGACAGCUUCUACGCAGUAGUUUGCAAGCGAUGACAUCCAUCCUUGGAGAAGUGUACAAUACUACGCUGGUGCUGAGUUCCUUACAUCAGCAGGUUUAUCUAGCUGCUGCUAAUAAAACAUGGGAAUCUGUGGAGAUGGAGCUGCGACAGGCGAACAGAGGAGUUUUUAGGGCUCAGCGCCAGUUCUCUUCUGUUGCGUUUGUCUCUGACAGGGGUCUUGUUACUGACUACACAAGAUCUAUGAACAAGGAUUACUUUUUUUUCGUGAAUGAAACAUAUGGAAAUGAGCAGUUUUGGUAUUACCAGAAUGUUACAGGGGCGAUCAAUGAGUCUACGUUGAAUCCACCGAAGCUGAAGAAGAAUCCCCCGUUUCCUAUAAGUGCACAGAACGUACUCAACAAGAAACCCGAAGAGGUGUAUUGGACAAUAGCCCCUAGCUUAAAUGGGGAGCCGGUUGUGUCACCGGCAGUUCCUGUGAAAGACAUAAACAGCCAUGAGUUUCUGGGGUUAGCAGCAAUUACAACAACAUUUCAAUAUCUGAACCGCUAUCUGGCCAAUGUAGAUCUUCUUGAAGGCUACCUGUAUUUUGAAUGGAAGAAUGGUACGGAUAAUUCUGCAAUUCUUGCUGUCUCUUAUGAAGACUCAACGGAUGUAUUCGUGAGUCCUCAGAAUGCAUCGAAUCCAAUCGUUAAGGCUGCCGCACAAUUUCUGGCCUCUUCAGUUGGCUAUAAUAUAAUGGGAAAGACCGAGACACACAGUGACAAUGUCGUUCUUCUGGGUCAUAAAUACUACAUUGACACUAUGCCCCUUACACAGGUGCCAUUUGAGAAUUUGAAUCUGACGGCAGUUGUGAUUGUUCCGCGGGUAUCUAUCAUGGGAAGAAUAGAUGCGCGCAAUCGGACUGUUAUUGGUGUCUCAGUUGGCACAGCCAUUGGUGUCCUCAUUUUGGGUUGCGUCUUUAUCUGCUUUCUCACCAGUAAGAUGAGCACAGAGAUGCAACUUCGUCAAGAGCUUAUUCGUCAGCUCGUGGGGAAACAUCGAGCAGAGCAAUCCAGCAACUAUAAAAGUCAAUUUCUGGCAAAUAUGAGCCAUGAAUUGAGGACUCCUAUGGCAGGUAUCAUCGGUUUGCUGGACUUGUUAUCAUGUGAUACUUUGACAUCCGAACAAGAAAUAUCAGUGUCUCAAAUUCGGCGUUGCGCUACGGGGCUCCUUGCUCUUGUUAAUAAUGUGUUGGAUAUCAGUAAGGUCGAAGCUGGAAGAAUGGAGCUAGAAGUAGUGCCCUUCAGUAUCGAGGACGAGCUCGAAUCUCUGGUGGACAUGUUUGCAGCACAGUCACAUGGGUCUGGCGUUGAUGUUACUCUUGAUCUAGCAGAUGAUAUUCCUCCCAUCGUGAAAGGUGAUUCUACCCGACUCCGCCAAAUUUUCAGUAAUCUGCUCUCAAACUCCGUUAAAUUUACGACUCAAGGACACGUACUAGUUCGGGGUUUCGUGGACCAGACGCUCCUGGAACCAGGGGGAAAGCUUCCAGAACAUAGUCUGACAAUGCACGCUUCGUGGCGGGAUAAGGGUUCUGGACCGUUGACUUCUGGAGUGGAGAACAAGCUGGCCAUUGUGUUUGAGGUCGAAGAUACUGGAUGCGGUAUUCCCGUGGAGCUGCGUGAAUCUGUAUUCGACAGCUUUGUCCAGGGAGAUUCCUCUACCACUCGAACGCAUGGUGGUUCUGGCCUAGGCCUGUAUAUUGUCAGAUCCCUUGUGAACUUGAUGGGAGGUGAAGUGGCAGUCGUUCCGCAUCAAGGAUCUGGCACAUUGAUGCGAUUUCACGUGGUUCUGGAGAAGGCUUGUGAUCCCAUCGUGGAGAGAUUGACCUCCAUCGUGGCGAGACCCAUAAGCUCACCGUCUCCUGAUGGGUUGAACUCAUUGUUAGGAUCUCCGUCGAAUCUGUUUGCGCCGGUGAAAGCGCCAUCUCCAGAGGUGCUCGAGCGAACGCAAGUUCUGGUUGCCAUGGAAGAGAGCGCUGCACAAGGAGUUAUAGUGCGUUGGUUAGAAAGAAGGGGGUUAAAAGUGACUUGUAUCAAGGUGUGGGAGGAGAUCAUUCCCGCUCUAGAAGAUAUGUGCAAAGUUGCGGGAGUAGAUCCGAAGUCUGUGAAAGAUGGUGGAACUCAUGAUUUAAGUCAUGCCGUUGUAGAUUAUCCUCCUUCACCUACACUAUUUCAAAGUCCAGAAUCCAGCAGCCAUGUAUCCGAAAACAUGUUAGAAUCUGUAAAUUUUCCACCAAUUUUAACCCUCGUUGAUGUAACAAUGCAUCCUAGUAUGCAAAUCGGGUUAGAUAAUACAUUGCUAGAACCUGGUAUCCUUGGUUCAAGAGAUAGUUCACUGUGCAGAUCAGAUACUGAUAAAUUGCCACCACAUAUGCAAGAUCUUCUGGAUCGUAUGGUAAAAAUCCAUGUUCAAAACUCCGUAGCCGUGGCAUGGGUGGUCGCUCCUGACUGUGGAGCUAGGUGGAAACAAGCAUUGCAAGCAGACAGGUGUUUCUUGGUCAUAAACAAACCGCUGCACGGCAGUAAGUUGAGGAGAUUGCUACCUUUAAUGUCUAGUGCUGGGAAGAUGGAACAGCAGCACUGGGACCUUAAUAGCUACCAGUCAACGAGUCCCUCUACUCCGAGGCUUAGGACUACAUAUUAUGAAGAUUCUCAGGAGAAACCCAGGAAACCCAUAGAUGGACGGGAUAAUCUUUAUAUGCAAGAAAUGUCUCUGGAGAUGAACCCAUCACCAAAUUUACCCUGUAAAGGGCUGCCCUUGUUGCGUCAAGUACUUCUGGUGGAUCUUCCGUACAGCUCUGAUGACAAUCACGGGAUGAGUCCAGGGUUUAGUACAAGUACCCCGCAGUCUCCCACAAGUGGCCUCAUCACACCUGAAGGUGUGGACGCUUCUGCGGACGGUGUUAUAGAAGUUCGCAAGGAUGGUGUCAUCAGCAAAGAUCUUGAAGAGGAAUGGAGUGGACCCGUCAUAGAUUUGAGUUUGCCAAGUAGAACUCAUAGGAGACAAAGCUUGCUUUCUGCAUGUUCUAGUCUUCAUGAGACGCCUCAGGGAGCUGUCUCAAAUAGUGAAACCCGAGUUGCUGCAGUAGAUAUCAGCACAAAUAGCAUAAUGAACCAUUUAACAGGGACUGGAGCAGUUGGACCGAAGGCCCUGGCCAGCAUACAUAUUCUUCUCGUAGAGGACACCCCCGUUCUUCAGAGACUCGCAAGUAUGAUGCUAAAGAAGCUCGGAGCUACUGUGACGGUAGUAGGAGAUGGCCUCCAAGCCGUGACCGCCGUUGCUAAAGCAGUGGAGGCAACCGACGCAGGACCGGCUAAUGGUGAAUUGUCGCCUUCCGACGUCCCUUGUUUUGACCUCAUUCUUAUGGAUUGCGCGAUGCCUGUGAUGGACGGGUACAGCGCGACCAAGGCCAUAAGGGAAGCAGAGGAGAACACGAGUCGGCACAUACCGAUCGUAGCUUUAACUGCCCAUGCGUUGGCAAGCGACGAGGAGAGGUGUCUGUCGGUUGGCAUGGAUGCGUACUUGACGAAACCCAUCAACUGCAAGCUCAUGGUUUCGACUAUCCAAGAUCUUGUUUCUAAAGGUAGAGGGGAAAGUCCUCCAUCUUCUACUGGUCCAAAUGGUACUUCUUCACCCAUUACCUGACCCAUUACCUGCAGCUAGUGUAGACUACUCCUAUCCUCUUUGGCGUAAGCCAGAAGAGAAAUUUGAUGAGGUGAAUUCCUAAAUUAGUGGACUUAAGGCAAAACUUCGCUUCCAUUGUUGCCGUUUGGAGCCUUCAUGUACCUCCUACUGCGGAGACUUAUAGUAAAACUUAGGUCUGGAAAAUCAAACAUUAGGAUCCUCUGCGAGACAGAGAUGACGCAAAGAGUCAUCAGAGGAUAAAUUGCAUGCGCACUUUGUUCAUUAUCUUAGAACAUGUCAAUCAAAGUGCAGCGAGAGAAAUUAGUCUUCAUUCUGUUAACGUAAUUACUGGAUAAUAACUCUCUAGAAUUGGCCAGCCAGAAGUUUUGUUAGAACUUGUAACUGAGUUGGUCCUUAACAUCACGUGAACCAAAGUUAUAUAUUGCCGUCUGGAAAUUAGAGUCAUGAGCUCUUAGCUGGCCAUUCAUCAGUUGAUUCUUGAAGUUAGGAAGUCCCAUGUGCACAGAAGUUCUGGAUAUACGCAGGUGGUGUGGGAGCACACAUGCGGAACUUAGACGAGGCUUUAGGUUCCAAUGUGCGUCAUACUUCUGUCUGGCCAUCAACAGGCAGGCUCAACUUGGUAAGCUGCAAGGCAGAAGUGUGUAUUUUGCCACCUUUGAAGUUAAUGAAAGGCCGACUUGAAGUGUGUCUGCUCUUUCUCCUUCUCGAUUGAGGAGUUAUUAGCUCUCGAAGGGGCAAAUGGCCGAGGAAGAGGAUUGUUUGAUGCCCUUCAUGAGCUUUAGUUUCAGAGUAUUUUGUACAAAUUCGGCUUCAGUAGUCUUUAUUACUCUCAUGAGAACGGAGUGUACCCUCGAAGAAAUUCAACGGUUCUCUUUCAUAGUCAAGACAUCUCUACUGUUAGACAUACUUGGCUGGAGCUACUCUUUUGACCUCUAGAUCAGCAAAUUGAAUGUGAACAUGGCUUCUGUACAUACGGAAGAAACCAACCAGGAAAGCAUCUUGGGUCAGCUUUUACAAGAUUGUCACCCUUUUCAGUACCAUCUUAGUAAACUUCGACUCAAAGAAUAUCUGUGUGCUCCGCACACUAGACAUCACACCUAUUGUAAAGUGGAAAUCUACCUGUCGCACCU